AAACGCCAAUUUUUAUUCUAUUUAUCCUGAUCGCUAAGGGGAAGGGGAAUAUGGCGUUCGAGCAUUUGGUCUUAGAUACUUUCACAUAAAAAAAAAAAUUUGGAAGAGAAAACGAACAGUUGUUCUCCUUCACCUUUUGGCCCCCCAAAUGAUUCUUGUUUAGAUCUUAAUUUUAUAUAUGCAAAUAUAUAAUGUAUAUAUGUAUGUAUAUACGAUAUACCUGCAUGUAUAUAAUAAAUCGCAUCAACAGAUCGCUAGUAGCAACUUCAACAACAACAACAACAACAAUAUACCCACCGUAAUUUCGCAAGUGGGGUCAAAGAAAGCAUAGUAGAGUAGUGUGUAUGCAGACGUUUCCCCUACCUUAUGAAAGUAGAGAGGUUGUUUCAAAUACACCCUCGGCUCAAAGAAACUAGUAUGAAUCCUUAUGUUGUCAUCACCUGCCGGACUCAAGAGAAGGAAAGUAGUGUUGCAUCAGGUGAAGGAUCUGAACCUGAAUGGAAUGAGACUUUCCUUUUCACCAUCAGUCAGGGUGUCGAAGAGAUCACCCUCAGGAUUAUGGACAAAGAUACAUUCAGUUCGGAUGAUUUUGUUGGAGAAGCAACAAUUUCCUUACAUGAAGUGUUUCGUGAACGGGAAGUGCCAACACGCUCUUACAAUGUUGUCAAAGAUGAAGAAUAUUGUGGAGAGAUAAAACUUGGCCUCACUUUCACUGCUGAGUUGGACUCUAAAAGAGGAUGUGAUGAAGAAGGCUAUGGUGGACGUAGACAAUCACGCGAUGAAUACAGGGGAAGUGAUGAAGAUAAUAAUGGAGGACGUAGAAAAUCGCGCGACGACUUCAGUGGAAGUGAUGAAGAUAAUCAUGGUGGACGUAGAAAAUCACGUGACAACUACAAUGGAAGUGAUGAAGAUAAUCAUGGUGGACGUAGAAAAUCGCGCGACGACUGCAAUGGAAGUGAUGAAGAUAAUCAUAGUGGACGUAGAAACUCACGCAAUGAUUAUAGUGGAAGUGAUGACGAUAAUCAUGGUGGACGUCGAAAAUCGCGUGACAAUUACAGUGGAAGUGAUGAAGAUAAUCAUGGUGGACGUAGAAAAUCGCGCGAAGACUACAACGGAAGCAAUGAAGAUAACUAUGGUGGAUAUAGAGAAUCGCGCGAUGACUACUAAUCCAGGGAGUUGAGUUUAUUUAGUGCUCGUUUGGUUACAGGAAAUAAUCCUAGUGAUAAUAAACUCUACAUCAAUUGUUUGUUGUUUGUUACAUUCCUCAACCUUCUUUUUGUCUAUAUCAACAUGAGGUGUUGUCAA
Messenger RNA from Nicotiana attenuata, 1305 nucleotides. RefSeq names its product elicitor-responsive protein 3-like. Lineage: Eukaryota; Viridiplantae; Streptophyta; Magnoliopsida; Solanales; Solanaceae. The record is from RefSeq and is a predicted model, not a curated record. The transcript has 5 exons. The coding region runs from base 367 to 1167 and encodes 266 amino acids.